GAUUCCGUAAAACGCGCAGCUAGCGGUCUGUGUAUCCGAGAAGUCAACAAAAUGUCGUCUGUUGUCCGCUUCUCUCGCUUGCUUGCACCAGCGAUGGUCAGACAUCGCUUGAUGUCAAAUUUUCGACCUGAAAAGGCUCUCUCGCUGAGCAGUGUCAGUGACGAUCAUUCUGUGUGGUACGACUACAGCCUAAACAACUCCGAGCAGUUCUGGGGUGAUCUUGCGGCUGAACGCCUUCGUUGGCGGCGACCAUUUGAUCGCGUCACGGAUUGCGACAUGGAACGAGGCAUUUUUCGCUGGUUCGACGGCGGUCAGUUGAAUGUGUGCGAGAAUGUGGUCGAUCGUCACGUGACCACUGAUCCCGACAAAGUCGCUUUGAUUUGGGAGAAAGACGAACCUGGGGAAGAAGAGCGGGUUACGUACAAAGAGCUGAAGUCGAUGGUGUGCCGAUUGGCGAACGUGCUCAAGUCACAGGGCGUGAAAAAAGGAGACAGAGUAGCCAUCUACAUGCCUGUCAGCCCAUUGGCUGUCUGCUCUAUGCUAGCGUGCGCUAGAAUUGGAGCUGUGCAUAGCGUGGUUUUUGCUGGUUUUAGUGCUGAAGCGCUUCGUAGUCGUAUCGAUGAUGCACAGGCAUCUGUUCUGAUUACAGCAGAUGAGGGAGUUCGAGGAGGGAAGACAAUACCAUUGAAGGCAACUGUAGACAAAGCAUUGGAAGGAACUGCAGCUGUGAAUCGGGUAUUAGUGAUGACAAGAACAGGAAACGUUGUUCCUUGGAAUACAGAGAGAGACAUUCGUAUGGAAGAUGCAAUGGCUCUGGUGUCAGAGUCGUGUGAGGCUGAGACAAUGGACAGUGAAGACAACCUCUUUUUGCUUUAUACUUCUGGAAGUACGGGUCGACCAAAAGGGAUUGCACACACUCAAGCUGGAUAUCUUUUGUACGCCAGUCUCACUCAUGAGCUCGUAUUCGAUUACAAACCGGGUGAUAUAUUUGCAUGUGUUGCCGAUAUUGGUUGGAUUACUGGCCACUCGUAUGUUGUCUAUGGUCCUCUAUCCAAUGGAGCAACAACUGUUCUGUUUGAAAGCAUUCCCACUUAUCCAGACCCGGGCCGAUACUGGGAGAUGGUUAGCCGAUUGAAAAUCACUCACUUCUACACAGCUCCCACGGCUGUUCGCUUAUUGAUUAAAGCUGGAGAUGAACAUGUGCAUAAGUAUGAUCGUUCGAGUCUUCGUCUUCUAGGCUGCGUUGGUGAGCCUUUAAAUGUUGAAGCAUGGCAGUGGUAUAAUCUUGUAGUUGGUGAUGCGCGCUGUCCUGUGGUGGACACAUGGUGGCAGACUGAGACUGGUGGGAUUAUGAUAGCACCCAAACCAGCACCUAAUGGAGUCAAACCCAAACCUGGUUAUCCUAUGAUUCCUUUCCUUGGGAUUGAUCCAGUACUUGUGAAUGAGAAGGGUGAAAUUAUUACUGAAAAUGAUGUAUCUGGCUUGUUAUGUGUUCGUAAACCAUGGCCUGGAAUGGCACGUACUAUCCACGGUGAUCACAAUCGAUUCUUAGAUACCUAUUUUUCUCGAUUUCCUAGUCUGUAUUUCACUGGAGAUGGAGCUCGGCGAGACAGGGACGGGUACUAUCAAAUAACUGGAAGAGUUGACGAUGUCAUCAAUGUCAAGGGCCAUCGUUUAGGAACCGCCGAGGUUGAAAGUGCAAUCGAUGAGCAUCCAGAUGUGGCCGAGUCGGCUGUUGUCAGUUUUCCUCAUGAUAUUUAUGGUGAAGGCAUUUAUGCUUACGUCAUCUUAAAAGAUACAGGUGACUUACACAGUCAAACAGAGAUUACUGACAGCAUCAAGAAUAUUGUGAAACACAGGAUAGGGUCGUUUGCUGUUCCUGAGGUGAUUCUUCUUACUCCCGCAUUGCCAAAAACAAGAUCUGGUAAGAUCAUGCGCCGUGUGUUGAGGAAAGUAGCUGCAAAUGAGGCGGAUGAUUUGGGUGAUGUGAGCACACUAGCUGAUCCAUCGGUUGUUGAUGUAAUAAAGAAACGACACAUAGAAACGGCAAAUAACUACUGAAUUAAUUUUCACUGAAUUAAUGGGAGAUUUGUUAACUUUUCUAUUAUUGGGUAAUAAACAUUACUGUUAUGGUAGUGUGUCAGUGAGAUAAUAGGCUUUUAGUUUGUCAUCUGUAGAGUGUGCAGUACAGUCGAAAUAUCAGCUGUUGGGUCACAA
Messenger RNA from Corticium candelabrum, 2217 nucleotides. Its product is annotated as acetyl-coenzyme A synthetase 2-like, mitochondrial. The record is from RefSeq and is a predicted model, not a curated record. The coding region runs from base 52 to 2061 and encodes 669 amino acids. NCBI's taxonomy places the organism in Eukaryota, Metazoa, Porifera, Homoscleromorpha, Homosclerophorida, Plakinidae. Gene Ontology annotation, molecular function: AMP binding; acetyl-CoA synthetase activity. Gene Ontology annotation, cellular component: mitochondrion. The transcript has a single exon.